AUGACAACACACAAAAAUGACACCACCUCCACUGGGGUCUCAGUCUUCCUCCUGAAUUGUUUUGUCAAGUCUCCCAGCUAGCAACUCUGGCUGUCUAUACCUCUCAGCCUCCUCUUCCUCUUGGCCAUGGGGGCCAAUGCUAUUCUACUGAUCACCAUCCGGAUGGAGACGUCACUACAUGAGCCCCUACUCAGCUUCCUCUCCACACUAGACAUUGUGCUCUGCCUCACUGUCAUCCCCAAGGUACUGGCUGUCUUCUGGUUCGAUCUCAGGCCCAUCAGUUUCUCUGCAUGCUUCCUCCAGAUGUACAUCAUGAACAGCUUUCUUCCCAUGGAAUCUUGCACAGUCAUGGUGGCCUUUGAUCGCUACAUUGCCAUCUGCCACCCACUGAGAUAUCCAUCCAUCAUCACUGACCAAUUUGUAGCCAAGGCUGCCAUGUUCAUCUUGGUCAGGAACAUCCUUAUACCUUUGCCCAUCCCCAUUCUCUCAGCAUGACUCCACUACUGUGGGAGAAAUGUCAUUGAGAACUGUAUCUGUGCCAAUAUGUCUGUCUCCAGGCUCUCUUGUGAUGAUGUCACUCUUAAUCGUCUUUAUCAGUUUGGUAUAGGCUGGACUCUGCUAGGAUCUGAUCUCAUUCCUGAUCUCAUUCUCAUCUUCCUCUCCUACACCCUCAUCCUGAGUGCUGUGCUGAGGCUUAAGGAACAGGGUGCUGGGGCCAAAGCUCUAAGCACAUGUGGUUCCCACUUCAUCCUUAUCCUCUUCUUUAGCACAAUCCUCCUAGUCUUUAUCCUCACACACGUGGCUAAGAGGAAGGUCUCUGCUGAUGUGCCAGUCUUGCUCAACGUCCUUCACCAUGUCAUCCCUGCAGCCCUUAAUCUCAUUGUUUACGGGGUAAGAACCCAGGAAAUCAAGCAAGGAAUCAAGAGGUUACUUAAGAAAAGGUGGUAA
Molecule: messenger RNA, 948 nt
Organism: Nannospalax galili (Upper Galilee mountains blind mole rat)
Lineage: Eukaryota; Metazoa; Chordata; Mammalia; Rodentia; Spalacidae
Product: olfactory receptor 56A3
Biological process (GO): G protein-coupled receptor signaling pathway
Cellular component (GO): membrane
Molecular function (GO): olfactory receptor activity
Source: RefSeq, a predicted model, not a curated record